This is a messenger RNA of Podarcis raffonei (Aeolian wall lizard), 2709 nucleotides long. RefSeq names its product BEN domain containing 5 (gene BEND5). Gene Ontology annotation, biological process: proteolysis; negative regulation of DNA-templated transcription. Bases 30 to 1574 code for a protein of 514 amino acids. NCBI's taxonomy places the organism in Eukaryota, Metazoa, Chordata, Lepidosauria, Squamata, Lacertidae. Gene Ontology annotation, molecular function: DNA binding; zinc ion binding; metallocarboxypeptidase activity. The record is from RefSeq and is a predicted model, not a curated record. The transcript has 13 exons.
GGACUCCCUUGGCUGUGACGUGCGUUGCCAUGGUGACGUCCGGACAGCGUCUCGCGGAGGGAGGGGGAGGGAAUGAAGGGAUGAAAACAAACAUGGCGGAGAGGAGCAAGACGGCAGAAACGGGUAGUGACAUAGGAAUAGAUGAAAUUAUCACAGGAAACUUAAACAAAUGCACCGCUGUUCCACCAGGGUAUUUUGGACAACCAAAAAAGGGACAUCUCAUAUUUGAUGCCUGCUUUGAGAGUGGUAACCUUGGACGUGUGGACUAUAUUACUGAAUUUGAGUAUGACCUGUUUAUCAGACCAGAUACAUGUAAUCCCCGUUUUCGAGUCUGGUUCAAUUUCACAGUUGAAAAUGUGAAAGAAUCUCAGAGAGUCAUUUUCAACAUUGUAAACUUCAGUAAAACAAAAAGCCUCUAUCGGGAUGGAAUGGCUCCAAUGGUGAAAUCCACAAGCAGGCCAAAAUGGCAAAGGCUGCCACCCAAAAAUGUGUAUUAUUAUCGCUGCCCUGAUCACAGGAAGAACUACGUUAUGUCAUUUGCUUUCUGCUUUGAUCGAGAAGAUGACAUAUACCAGUUCGCUUACUGCUACCCCUACACUUACACACGGCUUCAGCAUUAUCUUGAUAAUUUACAGAAGAGGAGCAUGGACUACUACUGCAGAGAACUUCUGGGACUUAGUGUGCAACAGCGGCAACUUGACCUCUUGACUAUAACCAACCCUGUAAACCUUCGUCCUGGAACAGAGCAGAAAGUUGUGUUUAUUACAGCCCGUGUGCACCCUGGUGAAACACCAUCAUCUUUUGUGUGCCAAGGUAUCAUUGAUUUUCUUGUGAGUCCACAUCCAAUUGCCAAAGUGUUGCGUGAUCAUUUGGUCUUCAAGAUUGCGCCGAUGCUUAAUCCAGAUGGAGUUUAUCUUGGCAAUUAUAGGUGCUCCCUAAUGGGCUUUGAUUUAAACAGGCACUGGGCAGAUCCCUCGCCUUGGGCUCAUCCCACUCUCCACGGUGUCAAGCAGCUCAUUGUUCAGAUGUACAACAAUCCGAAAGUUACCCUGGAAUUCUAUAUCGACAUCCAUGCUCACUCCACGAUGAUGAAUGGCUUUAUGUAUGGGAACAUUUUUGAAGACGAGGAAAGAUUUCAGAGACAGGCUAUUUUCCCCAAGCUACUCUGCCAGAAUGCUGAAGACUUCUCCUUUUCCAGCACCUCCUUCAACCGAGAUGCUGUUAAGGCAGGGACAGGCCGUCGGUUCCUUGGCGGGCUACUUGAUGACACCUCUUACUGCUACACCCUGGAAGUCUCCUUCUACAGUUACAUAGUUGGAGGGACUACUUCUACAGUCCCGUACACAGAAGAAACGUAUAUGAAACUAGGAAGGAAUGUGGCCAGAACCUUUUUGGAUUACUACAGGCUAAACAGCAUCACAGAGAGACCAUUGGCACCAAUCUCAAGUACAUGGAAGGACAAAGCAUCUUCCAAUAGAUGUUCCUACCAUCGGGCUCAAGGGAAUAACCAACCUUCCACUAAGACCGAGAAGAGAACUCAGGGAACUCUUAAGGAACCCACGCACUCAUCAUAAAGCACUAAAGCGAUAAACCCUUCAGAGAAGCUGGGACAACAAAACUGGAUUCAAAAUGGCUUCCCCCUUUCUCUUUCCAGCCAAUCAUUUUUGAAGGGGGGGGGGAGAUGCUACUUUACUUGCAAAUGCUACUGUUGAUUUUGUUAUUGGUUGAUUAAUCACUAGCCUUUUCUCUCAAAAGCAAACCAACAGAUUACUUCCUGCCAUGUUAAGAGCUUUUCAAAGCACUCAGCAAACCGAAGAAAGCUUUCCAUGAUGCUGGGUAAUUUCUACAUUUAUUGCAUAAGACAUAUAUCAUUUGCAAGUGUUAAAGGGGUUAAUUCACAUGGAUACAGGUCCUGGCAAUAUUCCCUAGGACACUGUGAUGUGUCAUCUUUAAUAUCUAAAGAGUGGAUGAUAUCCAAGUUUGUGUGGACAGGAGUAAAUGAAUCCCUCCCCUCCUUUCCUGUUCCCUUCAGUACCAGCACCAUGCCCCUUCGAUCUGCUCUGGAGCAUCCCUGAAACCUCCAGAAAAGAUUGAGGAAUCAGGUGCAGAAUUUUCAGGGGGAAUAGGGGAAAGAGAAAUCCUUGUGGGAAAAGGGAAACUCCUGUAAUACAUCCACUGAAUGCCAAUGUAUCUACUCCUGGCUCCUCUAGAAUAUAUGCAAAGUAAUGACUCGCAAAGACAGUUUGAUAAUCAAAAUGACCUCUUACCAGUAUGGAUUAAAAAGCAGACAGAGGGAGCCUUGUGCGUGAAACUACUGAUACUAUGUUUGAAUUUUGUAAGGUUUCAGUUGAAUAUUUUCAAAGUUGGUUGAUGUGUGUAUGUGUGUGUGUGUCCAUUCAACAUGUUGAUGGAAUCAAAAUACUUGCAAAGUUUGCUGCUGCUGCUUUCUGAAUGGAGUGUUGUUAUGUUAUGUUAUGUUAUGUUAUGUUACUUACUUUAUGCUUUGUUAUGCUAUGUCAUGUCAGUCUUCAAUUUGGUGCCCUCCAAAUGUUUUGGAUUAAAACAAUUGUACUGCCUCAAGCUGAUGGGAGUUGCAGGACAAAGCAUUUGGAAGGCACCAGGUUGAGGAAAUCUGUGCUAUGCUAUACACAAGACCAGGUGAAAUCUGGUCACUUGCUCUUGGAGCACUUAAUAAAGAGUUAAUUGCAA